GCGCCCGAUCGCUGGACAUUAUGCGGCCGAGCAGCGGAGCCCCAGUCCUCCUCCUCCUUCUCCUGCUCCUCCGGCUCCUCCUGCGGCCCGAGCGGCUCAGCUCUCGGCAGGCGGCAGCGUUGCUCAGCCGAGCGCAGACAGGACCCUCACCGCACGACCUCAGCGACUCCUAAAGUCAAAAGUUGGCGGCCGCGCCGGGCUCCGCGCGCUCUCCACGGCUGCUGCCUCGCGUCGCCGCCGCAGCCCAGGCGGGCCGGAGGGGGGGGGUGGGGGCAGGGGGGAGGGGUGGGGAGCACCAUGCAGUUUGUAUCCUGGGCCACACUGCUAACGCUCCUGGUGCGGGACCUGGCCGAGAUGGGGAGCCCUGACGCCGCGGCGGCCGUGCGCAAGGACAGGCUGCACCCGAGGCAAGUGAAAUUAUUAGAGACCCUGAGCGAAUACGAAAUCGCCUCUCCCACCAGAGUGAACGCUCUAGGAGAACCCUUUCCAGCGAACGUGCACUUCAAAAGAAGGCGACGGAGCAUUAACUCUGCCUCUGACCCCUGGCCUGCCUUCGCCUCCUCCUCUUCCUCCUCUACCUCCUCCCAGGCGCAUUACCGCCUCUCCGCCUUCGGCCAGCAGUUUCUAUUUAAUCUCACCGCCCAUGCCGGAUUUAUCGCUCCACAGUUCACUGUCACCCUCCUCGGGGCGCCCGGGGUGAACCAGACCAAGUUUUAUUCCGAAGAGGAAGCAGAACUCAAGCACUGUUUCUACAAAGGCCAUGUCAAUACCAAGCCCGAGCACGCGGCCGUCAUCAGUCUCUGCUCGGGAAUGCUGGGCACAUUUCGGUUCCAUGAUGGGGAUUAUUUUAUUGAACCGCUAUUGUCCGUGGACAAACAAGAAGAUGAAGAGGAGCAAAACAAGCCCCACAUUAUUUAUAGGCGUAGCAGUCCCCAGAGGGAGCCCUCUCCAGGAAGUCAUACGUGUGACACCUCAGAGCACAGAAGCAGUCACAGUAAAGACAGGAGGAAAACCAGGACAAGAAAACGGAAAGCGAAGAGCACUAGCCUGGCUGAUGAUUUGGCCGUGUUGAAGGGUGGCUUGGCCACCAAGGCAAUUUCUGCCUAUGGGAACAAGACAGACAGCAUGAGGGAAAGGAGGACGCACAGAAGAAACAAACGUUUCUUAUCCUACCCACGGUUUGUAGAGGUGAUGGUGGUCGCGGACCACAGGAUGGUAUCAUACCACGGAGCAGACCUGCAACACUAUGUUCUAACGUUAAUGUCAAUUGUAGCCUCUAUCUAUAAAGACCCAAGUAUUGGAAAUUUAAUUAAUAUUGUUAUUGUGAACUUAGUUGUGAUUCAUAAUGAACAGGAAGGACCUUCCAUAUCUUUUAAUGCCCAGGCAACAUUAAAAAAUUUUUGCCAGUGGCAACAUUCCAAGAACUAUCCAGGUGGAAUCCAGCAUGAUACAGCUGUGCUCGUAACCAGACAGGACAUCUGCAGAGCUCAUGACAAAUGUGACACCUUAGGUCUUGCUGAACUGGGAACCAUCUGUGAUCCCUACAGAAGCUGCUCUAUCAGUGAAGAUAGUGGACUGAGUACAGCGUUCACCAUAGCCCAUGAGCUGGGCCACGUGUUCAACAUGCCGCAUGACGACAACAACAAGUGUAAAGAAGAGGGUGUCAAGAGCCCCCAGCACGUCAUGGCACCGACACUGAACUUCUACACCAACCCCUGGAUGUGGUCCAAGUGCAGUCGGAAAUACAUCACCGAGUUUUUGGACACCGGGUAUGGCGAGUGUCUGCUUAACGAACCCGAAUCCAGAACCUACCCCCUGCCUCCCCAGCUGCCUGGCCUCCUUUACAACGUGAAUAAGCAAUGUGAGCUCAUCUUUGGCCCGGGUUCCCAGGUGUGCCCAUACAUGGUGCAGUGUAGACGGCUCUGGUGCAAUAACGUGGAUGGAGCUCACAAAGGCUGCCGGACUCAGCACACACCCUGGGCCGACGGGACCGAGUGUGAGCCUGGAAAGCACUGCAAGUAUGGAUUUUGUGUUCCCAAAGAAAUGGAGGUCCCCGCGACUGACGGAUCCUGGGGAAGUUGGAGUCACUUUGGAACCUGCUCAAGAACAUGCGGAGGGGGGAUCAAAACAGCCAUCCGAGAGUGCAACCGACCAGAGCCCAAAAACGGUGGCAAGUACUGCGUGGGGCGCAGAAUGAAGUUCAAGUCCUGCAACACGGAGCCCUGCCUCAAGCAGAAGCGAGACUUCCGCGAUGAGCAGUGUGCGCACUUUGACGGGAAGCAUUUUAACAUCAACGGUCUGCACUCUAAUGUGCGCUGGGUCCCCAAGUACAGCGGAAUUCUGAUGAAGGACCGCUGCAAGCUAUUCUGCAGAGUGGCCGGGAGCACCGCCUACUACCAGCUCCGGGACAGAGUAAUCGAUGGAACGCCUUGUGGCCAGGACACCAAUGACAUCUGUGUCCAAGGCCUUUGCAGGCAAGCUGGAUGUGAUCAUGUUCUGAACUCAAAAGCCCGGAGAGAUAAAUGUGGGGUUUGUGGUGGCGAUAAUUCUUCAUGCAAAACAGUGGCAGGAACAUUCAAUACUGUACAUUAUGGUUACAAUACUGUGGUCCGAAUUCCAGCCGGUGCUACCAAUAUUGAUGUGCGACAGCACAGUUUCUCAGGGAAAUCGGAAGAUGACAACUACUUGGCUUUAUCAAGCAGUAAAGGUGAAUUCCUGCUCAACGGAGACUUCGUCGUCACCAUGUCCAAAAGGGAAAUCCGCGUCGGGAGCGCAGUGAUUGAAUACAGCGGGUCUGACAACGUGGUGGAGCGCAUCAACUCCACGGACCGCAUUGAGCAGGAGCUGCUGCUGCAGGUUCUGUCGGUGGGGAAGCUCUACAACCCCGACGUGCGCUACUCCUUCAACGUUCCCAUCGAAGACAAGCCUCAGCAGUUCUACUGGAACAGUCACGGCCCCUGGCAGGCGUGCAGCAAGCCCUGCCAAGGGGAGCGGAAACGGAAACCUGUUUGCAGCAGGGAAUCUGACCAGCUUACCGUAUCAGAUCAGAGAUGCGAUCGGCUGCCCCAGCCAGCACCCAUCACGGAAGCCUGCGGCACAGACUGUGACUUGAGGUGGGCCCGUUGUUCUAAAAGCUGCGAUGGGGGAAGCCAAAGGAGAAGGGCUAUUUGUGUCAACACCCGCAAUGACGUCCUGGAUGACAGCAAAUGUGCCCAUCAGGAAAAAGUCACCAUUCAGAGGUGCAAUGAGUUCCCGUGUCCAAAGUGGAAAUCGGGAGACUGGUCAGAGUGCUUGGUCACCUGUGGAAAAGGGCACAAGCAUCGCCAGGUCUGGUGUCAGUUUGAAGACCGAGUAAACGACAGGCUCUGUGACCCUGAGACCAAGCCAGUGUCCAUGCAAACUUGUCAGCAGCCGGAAUGUGCAUCCUGGCAGGCGGGUCCCUGGGGACAGUGCAGUGUCACCUGUGGACAGGGUUACCAGCUGCGGGCAGUGAAGUGCAUCAUUGGGACCUACGGGUCAGCGGUAGACGACAGUGACUGUAACGCAGCCACCAGACCAACGGACACCCAGGACUGUGAAUUCCCAUCCUGCCACCCUUCCCCAGUGGUCCCAGAAACAAGGAGAAGCGCACACAAUGUUCCAAGAACCCAGUGGCGAUUUGGAUCUUGGACUCCAUGCUCAGCCACCUGUGGCAAAGGGACCCGGAUGAGGUAUGUCAGCUGCCGGGAUGAGGACGGCUUGGUGGCGGAGGACAGCGCAUGUGCUGCCCUGCCCAAACCGGUGGCCAAGGAGGAGUGCUCCGUGACCCCCUGUGGGAGGUGGAAAGCCCUGGACUGGAGCCCUUGCUCUGUGACGUGUGGGCAAGGUAGGGCAACCCGGCAGGUGGUAUGUGUCAACUACAGUGACCACGGGAUUGACCAGAGCGAGUGCGACCCCGACUACAUCCCAGAGACCGAACAGGACUGCGCCAUGUCCCCGUGCCCUCAGCGGACCCCGGACAAGGGCCUCCCUCAGCACCCCUUCCAGAACGAGGACUACCGGCCCCGGAGCCCCAACCCCAGCCGCACACACGUGCUGGGGGGAAACCAGUGGAGGACGGGCCCCUGGGGAGCCUGUUCCAGUACCUGUGCCGGAGGUGCCCAGCGGCGUGUCGUGGUGUGUCAGGAUGAAAACGGAUACACUGCAAACGACUGUGUGGAGAGAAUCAAACCCGACGAGCAGAGGGCCUGCGAAUCCGGUCCUUGUCCCCAGUGGGCUUACGGCAACUGGGGAGAGUGCACAAAGCCAUGUGGUGGAGGGAGCCGGACGCGACUGGUGGCCUGUCAGCGGUCCAAUGGCGAACGCUUCCCAGAUCUGAGCUGUGAAAUCCUUGACAAGCCUCCAGAUCGUGAGCAGUGUAACACACACGCCUGUCCCCAAGACGCCGCCUGGAGUACUGGCGCUUGGAGCUCGUGCUCUGUGUCUUGUGGUCGAGGGCACAAACAGCGAAAUGUUUACUGCAUGGCAAAAGAUGGAAGCCAGUUAGAGAGUGAUUACUGUAAACACCUGGCUAAGCCACAUGGGCACAGGAGGUGCCGAGGAGGACGGUGCCCCAAAUGGAAGGCUGGCGCGUGGAGUCAGUGCUCGGCGUCCUGUGGCCCCGGCGUGCAGCAGAGGCGCGUGAGCUGUCAGAUCGGGACGCACAGACCAGCGCGCGACACCCAGUGCGACCUCUUUGCCAGACCCGCGUCGGAGCGCGCCUGCGAGAGCCCGCCUUGCCCGCGCUUCGCCUGGAGGGCCGGGCAGUGGCAGGAGUGCACCAAGACCUGCGGGGAGGGCUCGCGGUUCCGCCGGGUGCUGUGCGUGGACGCCCGCGAAGCGGAGGUGCACAGCGCGCACUGCGCCCCCGGCCAGCGGCCAGCCGAGCGCGAGAGCUGCAGCCUGCAGCCCUGCGAGUACGUGUGGAUCACGGGCGAGUGGUCAGAGUGCUCGGUGACCUGCGGGAAGGGCUACCAGCAGAGGCUGGUGUCGUGCAGCGAGGUCUACGCGGGCAAGGACAGCUACCAGUACACCUACCAGGCCAGCGCCCCCUGCCCCGGCCCGCAGCCCGCCAGCGUCCGCCCCUGCUACCCCGGGACCUGCCCCGCCUCGGCCGCCUGGAGAGUCGGCAACUGGGGGAGCUGCUCCGUGUCUUGCGGCGUCGGGGUGAUGAGCAGGUCGGUGCAGUGUUUAACCAACGAGGACCAGCCCAGCCACUUAUGUCCCGCUGAUCUGAAGCCAGAGGAACAAAAAAACUGCCAUAAUAUUUAUAACUGCGAGUUACCCCAGAACUGCAGGGAGGUCCAACGACUCACGGGUGCCAGAGAGGACGGCGAGUACUUCCUGAUCAUCAGGGGGAAGCCCCUGAAGGUCUUCUGCGCGGGGAUGAAGUCCGACCGCCCCAAGGAGUACGUGACACUGGCCCGCGGGGACGCCGAGAACUUCUCCGAGGUCUACGGGCACAGGUUGCACAACCCCACCGAGUGUCCCUACAACGGGAGCCGCCGGGAUGACUGCCCGUGCAGGAAGGAUUACACAGCCGCCGGGUUUUCCAGCUUCCAGAAGAUCCGACUGGACCUCAGCAGCAUGCAGAUAGUCACCACUGACUUACAGUUUGCAAGGACAAGUGAAGGGCACCCCGUGCCUUUUGCCACAGCUGGGGACUGCUACAGUGCUGCCAAGUGUCCACAGGGUCGGUUUAGCAUCAACCUCCACGGGACGGGCCUGUCUCUGACGGAUUCGGCCAGGUGGACCUCGCAGGGCAACUACGCCGUCUCCGACAUCAAGAAGUCCCCGGAUGGUACCCGAGUCGUAGGGAAAUGUGGUGGUUACUGUGGAAAAUGCACUCCAUCUUCUGGUACUGGCCUGGAGGUGCAAGUUCUAUAGCUAAGGUGCUCUGAAGAGGAAGCCAUUAUGGGAUGGAUGAAGGAUAGUCAUGCAAUACCUCCACCUUAAAUCUGGGUGCCUGUGUGUGUGUGAGAGACCUGUAUGCUCGUGUGUGUGUGUGUGUGUGUGUGUGUGUGUGAGAGAGAGAGAGUGUGUGUGUAUAUGUGUGUACAUAUGCAUAUAUAUAUAAAUAUAUAUAUGUGCAGGUUGAGCAUCCUCAGUCCAAAAAUCUGAACAUCAGAUUCCGUGUGUGCAAAUAUCACGAAAUCUGAAAUCUGCAAACACUUCCGGUCCCAAGCAUUUUGGAUCAGGGGUCUUCAACCUGUGGAAUAGCCUGAUGAUGUAAAGUUUAAUAUUUAUAUGUUUGAAAUUAUUUAUUGUGAUGUAAUAUUUUUGUACGUAAAAUGAUUUUAUUGUGACUGCCUUCACGUUAUCACUUUUGUCCCCUGCAGUCAAGACCACUGCGUUUUACGUACUCUACGUUAUAUGUAGGACUACGACAGAGGUGACUCUUCCUUAUCACGGUACACUGCAGUUUACUUUUUAUCUGUCGGUGUUUUGCUGAUACUUUUUUUUUUUUAAUUGUGAUUUGCGUUUUGAAACAACCCAGCCAUCCCAUCAUCAAGGUGCUACAAGAGUCGUACAAGGGCAGUUUGGGCAUUUCUGGGAAAGGUUCUUUAGCCAAUGAGUCUCAUUAGCUAACCAGUUAGUGACAUGGCACACAGACUGUACCAACUGGGAAUUCUAUUCAGUAGCUAUUCGGUUUCAUGUGAUCUCUGGGAAAAAAAAUAUAUAUAUACAUAUAUAUAUAUAUAUGUAUGCUGCCUUGGUGCUAAUGUUGUAUGUAUUUAAGUGACUUUCAGACUUCUAAUAAAAAGGGAGCAACAGAAAGACAGUUUCCAGAGGACAGAGUCACUUGGAUAGAAUAAGACCAACGACACCCUUAUGUUUUGGACAUGCCUUUUCUGGAAGAGAGUGGAACUUUAUUCUUGCUGGUAUUGCCGCUUCAGUGUGGGGCUCCUGGGUGUCUCUGCAUUGGGACAGAGGAUUUGGCAGAGACACACUGGGAAAUUAAAAUCCUCACACUGUUUGGCCAAGGUAUUCUAGAGUGACAUCCAAGGUCACUGAGCAAGCACACCCUGGAGAUGUUCCGGAAGGUUCUGAGUCAUUAGGAUUCUCCUUUGCUGGCCUGAUACCCCGCCGUUCGCCUGUAGUAUCCGAUGCUGUGUGAAGAGAUGGACUUUGGAACACAAGGUGCCGGUUUCUUUCUGAUCUUCUGUGAAUCUACAUUUUAUUACUUCUUUCCAAGAAGUGGGGAAGCCUUGGUCUAUGUGCCCUUCCAACUUGAUUGGAAUGGAAGUGGCCCAUGGAAGACCCUUGGUUUGAGAAACUCUGCCCAUUUCCAAAAACCAAAGAGAUUGGGAGAAAAAAAAACACCUGGCCAUAUUCAACUCCAAGCGAACUCCACAGUGCUCCAGGGAGAGGUAUAUUCAGUGUAUGAAUAAGUAUUGUUUUCCAUUAUUAACACAUGUUGAAAACAUAUUAUGAAUAAAUACCAUGACCACAUCCAAA
This is a messenger RNA of Ictidomys tridecemlineatus (thirteen-lined ground squirrel), 7476 nucleotides long. The record is from RefSeq and is a predicted model, not a curated record. Lineage: Eukaryota; Metazoa; Chordata; Mammalia; Rodentia; Sciuridae.